AUGAAGAACGACAUUAACCCAGCACUUGCUGAGCACAAAAAGGGCAAGGCGAGAGAGCAGCGCAAAGCCAAACAAGCGCGCGAAAAGUCCAAGACUGAACGUCUCGGGAAGCUCAGCUACUGGCGCGUCAAGGAACGUGUUGAACAGCUCGAGCAAAAGAAAAGAGCCGGGCCUAACGGUCGUGGUCUAACACCUCAAGAAUCACAGGCUUUGCGGCGACUGACAGAAGAUCUUGAGGCUCUCAAACAGCAACGCCACCAAGGAACUAAUAACGGUAGCCAAAGCGAAAAUAAGGACGGCGUUAUUCGGCCGCGUUGGCGUGUCGUACGUAAAGGCGAUGGCAAAGGUCGAGAAAGUAUUUACUGGGAUCCCAUAUUAAACCCGCAUGGCAUUGCACCACCUGGUAUGCCAGAUCUCACACAGACUGAAGUCACAGAGCAAUGGCAUGCACGACGGCGGGAUGCGCGUGCACAACAGGGUAAAUCACAUAAACACAACGGAAGAGAUAAUGGAGACGACAGCGAGGGCGAGACUGACGAAGAAACACGCAAGAUUCCAAUGCCUCGCGGAUCGGUGCCAGGCGUGGAUGUGGAUAGUGAUGAGGAGGGACCUACUGUGACAAUCGAUCCGACCAAAAAGGCAGCUGAAGAGGCAGCGGCACAGCGCGUUGAGUACAGUUCUAAGCCCAUGCUUCGUGACAUGGUACACGAAGUUACUGCUGGCAGUGGAUUGAUACCUGCAACACUUUUGCGUCGUAAGCUGGCAAAACAAGGUGCGAUAGAAGCAAAACAAAUACCAGGAACACAAAUACCUACAGAAAAAGAAGAACAACAAGAAGAAAUAAAAAGAUCAAACCAUUCUGGCUCUCAAAACCGGUCUACCGGACCACAGUUACCUUCAGGCCCUCAGCGUCCUGGUCCACAACUGCCAGCAGGUCCACAACUGCCAGCAGGUCCACAACUUCCAGCAGGCCCCCAACUGCCAGCAGGCCCGCAGCGUCCAGGUCCUGAAGGCCCGCCUUUGGAAGGAUAUGAAGGCUAUGACAACUAUGAGGAUUACUACUCUGACUAUGACAGUGAUUACAAAGAAACCAAUGAGGCCCAAGAUCAUGAGGAAUCACGACGACCGAUGAUGGAGGAUGUUGAGGAUGAAGAGGAUUACCGUUAUGCGUCGAACUUUGCACCUGAAGAAGAAGAAUACAGGAAGCGCAAAAGAGAAGACUAG
This is a messenger RNA of Magnusiomyces paraingens, 1224 nucleotides long. RefSeq lists its product as uncharacterized. The record is from RefSeq and is a predicted model, not a curated record. The transcript has 2 exons. Gene Ontology annotation, biological process: RNA processing. The coding region runs from base 1 to 1224 and encodes 407 amino acids. Lineage: Eukaryota; Fungi; Ascomycota; Dipodascomycetes; Dipodascales; Dipodascaceae.